This is a messenger RNA of Magnusiomyces paraingens, 3165 nucleotides long. RefSeq lists its product as uncharacterized. Gene Ontology annotation, cellular component: membrane. The transcript has 2 exons. The coding region runs from base 1 to 3165 and encodes 1054 amino acids. Gene Ontology annotation, molecular function: ATP binding; ATP hydrolysis activity; ABC-type transporter activity. Lineage: Eukaryota; Fungi; Ascomycota; Dipodascomycetes; Dipodascales; Dipodascaceae. The record is from RefSeq and is a predicted model, not a curated record.
AUGAAAAGCCUUGGUAAUUUUCUCAGUUAUUCCCUAUUCGCGCUUACAUGCGUGCAACCUGUACUGGCCAACUCUGGCCACUCUGGUAUGGUUUCUGACGGUCUGAUAAAUGGUUUACCUGUCAUUGACUUGGACGUAAAACCCGAUAAAUGCCCUCCAUGCUUCAAUUGUAUGCUUCCCGCGUUUUCUUGCAAGCAGUUUGCUAAGUGUAAUGAAUUUACUGGUAGAUGCGACUGUCCCCCUGGUUUUGGAGGUGAUGAUUGUGCGUCCCCUGUUUGUGGUGGCUUGAAUGAAGGACUUAAUAGGCCUGUUCGCAAUGGCACUGAAGAGUGUGCUUGUGAAGAUGGAUGGGACGGAAUCAACUGCAAUAUAUGUACAGAAGACUCCUCUUGUGACGCUUUUAUGCCUGAGGGACUUAAGGGGACGUGCUAUAGAGGUGGAAUUCUUGUUGAGAAAAAUUACCAGAUGUGCAAGGUUACAAACCGCAAAAUUCUUGAUAUUUUGAACGGUAAGAUCCCCCAAGUUACCUUUAGUUGUAACGCCACCUCUGCUGACUGUAAUUUUCAAUUUUGGAUUGACCAGAGUGAAAGUUUUUACUGUGGUCUUGAUACAUGCCAGUUCGAGACAGAAUUCAAAGGCGACACCAACAUUACCCGGUACUCUUGUGAAAAUGCUUAUUGCAAGUGUAUUCCUGGUCGCAUGCUUUGUGGUGAGGCUGGCUCUAUUGAUAUUUCAGAUUUCUUGACAGAAACUAUUAGGGGACCGGGUGAUUUUCAAUGUGAUUCAAAAAAGGGCGGCUGUAGUUUUUCUGAACCCUCGAUGAAUGAUUUAAUUAAGUCUGUGUUUGGCGACCCAUCCAUUACUUUGGCUUGCAGGAGCAGUGAAUGUUUACAUUACACUCAACUUCCUGGAUAUGUCCCUCCUUCUCAAUCUCUUAACAAGCGUUUGGUUAUUGCCUCUCUUGUUGGUGCUCUGCUUAUUAUUGCUGGAGGAAUUGCUGCUUAUAGACUUCUUAUCCAAAUUACCCAAGAAAAGUCAGGUUUUAUUGCGCUUCCUACGGAAGACGACAGCAGCAAGCUUAUGGCUGGUCAUUUGCCAGCAACUCUUCAAUUUUCCGAUGUGUCUUAUAAUGAUAAUGAAAAAACUAUUAUUAGCGGGGUUAUGGGAACUGUCAGUCCAGGAGAAAUUAUGGCCAUUAUGGGUGGUUCUGGUGCUGGUAAAACAACCCUUCUUGAUAUUCUUGCCGCUAAAACUAAGCGCGGUGUAGUUAGCGGAAGGAUUACUGUCAAUGGCCACGAGGUUCCCAAAAAGGAUUACAAACGAGUUAUUGGCUUUGUCGACCAAGAUGAUUAUCUUAUGCCCACUCUUACAGUUUACGAAACCAUUGUUACCAGUGCUCUUUUACGUCUUCCCAAGAGCAUGUCUACUGACGCCAAGAAGCUUCGAGCUAUUGAAACCAUGAGCGAACUUGGGAUUUUAGGAAUCAAAGAUCAACUCAUUGGUAAUGAAGAGAACCGUGGUAUUUCUGGCGGUGAAAAAAGACGAGUGGCCAUUGCUUGCGAACUGGUGACUAGCCCCUCUAUUUUGUUCCUUGAUGAGCCCACAUCUGGUCUUGACGCUUACAAUGCUUUUAACGUUGUCGAAAGUCUUAUUAAACUUGCACGCAACUACAAUCGUACUGUUGUUUUCACUAUUCACCAGCCUCGUUCUAACAUUGUUUCCCUUUUUGAUAAACUUGUUUUGUUAGCAAAGGGCCGUCUUGUUUACUCUGGCAAACAAUCUGAAGCUGCUCAAUUCUUUUCUGAACUUGGCUACGACUGCCCUCCUGGAUUCAAUGUUGCAGACUUUUUGAUUGACUUGACAAUGCUUGCCACCGGCUCUGUUCCUCUUGAUGACAACGAUGAUGAAAAUGUCGAAGACCGGUUUGAUGGUUGGCUUGGUACCCGCAGUGCUCGUAAUUCCGUGUCUACUGAGCCUGUUCCUUCUGCUGCUAAUCCCCCUGAUGAAAACCUUCACAGUCCUAUUCCUCGCACUGAUAGUCUUGGAAUUGACAGUACUUCUGAAUGGAGACAUUAUGCUUCUCAUAGAGAUGAAAUCAUUGCUCCUACACCAGCGACUCAGCUAUCGAAACCUAGCAUUCCUAGUGGAUUUGCUACAGCAACCUCUAAUCGACCAAUCACUUUGGAAUCGCUUGUAGAAUCAUAUGAAUCGAGUGCUCUUGCUGGUUCUCUCAGAAACGAGAUCGAAUCUUCUCGGUCUAGUGAAGAAGAGAGUGUUGACGGUAAUGGCUCGAAUCACAGCAGUAUUUCACUUAAAGGUCAUUCACGCAUUGGUUUUGUUGGUCAGUUUAAGAUUCUAUCUGUUCGCACGUUUAAGAAUCUGUAUCGUGACCCUAUGCUUUUGUUAACACACUAUAUUAUUGCCACCAUGCUGGCCAUGUUUUGCGGCUUCUUAUAUUACAAUGUUGCGAAUGACAUUAGUGGUUUCCAAAACAGACUUGGUCUCUUUUUCUUUUUGCUUGCAUUGUUUGGAUUUAGCACAUUGACUACACUUAAUUUGUUUGCAGACGAGCGUAUCAUUUUCUUGAGGGAACGAUCCAAUGAUUACUACCGUCCUAUUUCCUACUAUGUCGCUAAGGUUAUGUUUGAUAUUGUCCCAUUGCGCGUCUUUCCCCCAAUAAUCUUGGGACUUAUUUUAUAUCCUCUUGUUGGUCUGACGUUUGAUGAUGGCGCAUUCUGGAAAUUUUUGGUUAUUUUAACCUUAUUUAAUUUGACUGCAGCUGCCAUUUGCUUGCUGAUUGGCAUUCUCAUUAAAAAUUCUGGAGUGGCCAACCUUGUUGGAAGUUUAUUUAUGCUUUUUAGCUUGUUGUUUGCUGGUCUCUUUUUGAACCACGACAGCAUGCCUGCAGGGACUGUGUAUCUUCAGUACCUAUCAAUUUUCCACUAUGCAUAUGAAGCUCUGGCAGUCAAUGAAGUGCGCUACCUAACAUUGACAGAACGCAAGUUUGGCUUGAGCAUCGAAGUCCCUGGUGCUACUAUUCUCAGUACUUUUGGCUUUGAUAGUGGCGCCGUGUUAUUUGAUAUUAUGGGCCUGUUUGGCUUUUUUAUCACGUUCUUAGUUGCUGGAUAUGUGGCGAUGCAUUUUAUUUUGGUGGAGAAGAGAUGA